UGUUUAGUCUGUGGUGCGGUGCAAUCAGAGAGAACGCAGGCUGUGCUCUCAGAGCGGUACAAUAGAGUCCAGGGUUAAGAUGUGGUCCGAUAUUGUAGCUCUAUGUUGCGUUGUGCUGUAUUGCGUUCAGGCGAAGCUGGCUAGCGAGGAAGAUGCAAUGGACUCUGGUGAGAUGGCUGACCGUGAUAUGGACGAAUUGGAUACAAACAGCACAAAUAUUACCCAAGCUAAUAUCAGUGGAGACCGCGAUGUCGAGGACAGCGGGGAGCACAUAGGGCCAGCUGUGACUCAAGUCUACCAGCAUCCCUACGCAGGCUCGCUGCUACAUAACAGCACCUACGUCUGCAGCGCCACCAUUCUCAACACAUAUUGGUCGCUUACGCUGUCAAAGUGCUUUGAUCCAGACAUAAUAUCAUCGUACGUGACACAUAAGUAUCUUGGCAACUACACGCUGCGUGUCGGCAGCUCAUAUAACAACAAGAGUGGUGCCAUACAUAAGAUAAGAAUCCUAAUUAACAACUUCGACUUGAAAGUAUCGGCUAUGAAGUUGACUGUGGCCUUGGAGUUUAGCGCACGCAUCGCUCCUGUCAGCCUGCCCAAGCCGGAUGAAGAGGUCAAUUUGGGUUACCUCGCCUCCAUACUAGCGUGGACGCCAAAUGGGCAUUUACGUGUACUCAAUGCGCCUCUGAUAGACUCUACAAUAUGCGAACCUGCGACAAAACUGUUGCCCGGACACUACGUUUGUGCCGCCGGGGUGCAGGAUCCUAAUCGACACUUCUGUCGAAGAGAUGACGGCGGAGCUGUCAUACAAAACAACACUCUAGUCGGCAUCGCAACAUUCCUGCACACGUGUGCAGUAUACACGAGAACACACGCCUUCCCAAAAGUAUCCAGCUUCGCGAGAUGGCUAGACUCCGUCAUCUGGGACGAAGAGAACAGACCGACAGUCUUCACACCAACAUCGUCUACGAUAACCACACAAGCAAUUGCCAACGCGACAGAAAAUCAACCGGAAUUUCAACACAUAUUUGGAGAUACAAGGAAACAAAUGCUAUCUAUACCUUUUGCUCCUAUCAGUGUACCAUUGGAGCCAGCUGAAGAUAAUUCAGUGUUACCAAGAAUGAGUAUGUAUGAAUCUUAUCUACAAAGUAUAGCAAGAGCUAGGACAUCGACAACACAAGAUCCUGUUGCUGUUGAAGAAGUCAAAAGAGCAUGGUUACAAAAAUUCGAAAAGAAAUAUAAUUUACGCAGCGAACCACAAAUGGCACAGAAUAACAAAUAUGGCCUUUAUCCAUGAUUAUUUUCGCACUCAGAGAUAUGAUGACUAAUUGACUGUUUUGAGUACAGUAAUUGUUAUAUUAAGAACUUUAUAUUUGGAAUUGUGAAGUGACCGAAAAGGAUUAUUGAAGAAUCACUUGCAAUUAU
Molecule: messenger RNA, 1425 nt
Organism: Papilio xuthus (Asian swallowtail)
Lineage: Eukaryota; Metazoa; Arthropoda; Insecta; Lepidoptera; Papilionidae
Product: trypsin epsilon
Exons: 7
Coding region: 80-1297 (405 amino acids)
Biological process (GO): proteolysis
Molecular function (GO): serine-type endopeptidase activity
Source: RefSeq, a predicted model, not a curated record